Mesorhabditis spiculigera is the source of this 237-nucleotide messenger RNA. The record is from the annotation of a GenBank genome assembly. NCBI's taxonomy places the organism in Eukaryota, Metazoa, Nematoda, Chromadorea, Rhabditida, Rhabditidae.
AUGUUGGUGGCAUUUUUCACACUACAGCGGGUCAGCGGGAAAAGGACGGUUUGCUUGGACGGAAAUGGGUUGAAGGUCUGCGCGCAUGGCUGUGAAGUGAUUGCUGCGUUCGACAACUGCACCCAGAGUCUCGCCUAUCGAAACGAGGGCUGCGCCGGGGCGACAUGCUAUUUUUACAAUCUGUUCUGGGACGAAUCUUGCAAGCAGACGACGAGCGAUUUGAUCGCCAUAUAUUUG